AUGCCUUCUUCACAGAACUCGAUCAAGUUAAUCUCGGGUAACUCACACCCCAAGCUUGCGGAACAAGUGUCCAAAAAGCUCGGCAUCGAGCUUGCCAAAGUUGGCGCUUUCCAGUACACAAAUAAGGAGACUGCUGUGGCAGUGGGUGAAUCGGUCAGAGAUGAAGACGUAUACAUACUUCAAACAGGAUGUGGAGAGACUAGUAUCAACGACUUCUUGAUGGAACUUUUGAUCACCAUCAAUACGUGCAAAAUUGCCAGUGCCAGAAGAAUCACUGCCGUCAUACCCAACUUCCCCUACGCUAGACAAGAUAAGAAAGAUAAGUCCAGAGCACCAAUUACGGCCAAGUUGAUAGCCAACUUGCUCCAAACCGCAGGAUGUAAUCACGUCAUAACGAUGGACCUACACGCAUCACAGAUCCAGGGAUUUUUCCGUGUACCCGUGGAUAAUCUCUACGCCGAACCUUCAGUGUUGAGAUACAUCAAGGAGAACUAUUCUCUCAAUGAUUUGAUUAUCGUUUCUCCAGAUGCCGGAGGUGCAAAAAGAGUCGCCUCUAUUGCCGACAAAUUCGACGUCAACUUUGCAUUGAUCCAUAAAGAAAGACAAAAGGCCAACGAGGUCUCCAGAAUGGUGUUGGUGGGAGAUGUCGCCGACAAGGUAUGCUUGUUGAUAGACGAUAUGGCUGACACCUGUGGAACCUUGUGCAAGGCAGCUGACGUGUUGUUGGAUAACGGUGCCAAGAAGGUGGUGGCCAUUAUCACUCACGGUAUUUUUUCAUCUAAUGCUAUUGAAAAACUCAACAACUCCAAAUUGGAUAAGAUUGUUUGCACAAAUUCGAUGCCUUUGGAGGAUAAGUUAGCCAGAUGUCCUAGACUUGAGACUAUUGACAUCAGUGCCACAUUAGCGGAAGCCAUCAGAAGACUACACAAUGGUGAGAGUGUUAGUUACUUAUUCAAUAAUGCCCCAGAGUAA
This is a messenger RNA of Suhomyces tanzawaensis NRRL Y-17324, 972 nucleotides long. Its product is annotated as ribose phosphate diphosphokinase subunit. Gene Ontology annotation, cellular component: ribose phosphate diphosphokinase complex; cytoplasm. The record is from RefSeq and is a predicted model, not a curated record. Gene Ontology annotation, molecular function: magnesium ion binding; ribose phosphate diphosphokinase activity. NCBI's taxonomy places the organism in Eukaryota, Fungi, Ascomycota, Pichiomycetes, Serinales, Debaryomycetaceae. The transcript has a single exon. The coding region runs from base 1 to 972 and encodes 323 amino acids. Gene Ontology annotation, biological process: purine nucleotide biosynthetic process; ribonucleoside monophosphate biosynthetic process; 5-phosphoribose 1-diphosphate biosynthetic process.